UCCCUCAGUUGCUUUUGUAUGUUCCUCAAGCUUGUCUGGGAAUAUAUUAACAAUAAUUUUUCCAACAUUUUUUUACUGACAGUGUCUAAAUAACUUGUUUAUUUCUCAUAUGAAAUAUAGAAAAUUAUAGACUUUCACGUAACAAUUUUCGCAACCGAGUUUUUUUGCUGAAAAAUCAUUGAACAACAAAAUUUCAAAGAAAUUCUAAGAAAUUUUGUCAACGACUUUGCCUAAAUGCGUGUGAAAGAAAUUUCGCUGAUAUUCGCUUCUAAAUUCUCUUUGGACUUUUGGCUGCCGACGGUAAUAGACGACGGGCUGCUGCCGUAUUUGCCGCAAGUACAUUUUCUGGAUUUACAGCAUUUAUUUGCUGUAAAGUGAACAAAAACGAAGAAUUUUUAAACAAAUCUAAAGACUAAACAUCUUUACUUCUUACAAACUCAAUAAUUGCCUGACUGAUAACUGAUCAUUUCGGACAAUUCAUGAGAAUUUCUAAAUACCACAAAGCUACAUACUGAUUCCGUAAAUUAGCCCUAUUUCCAAUAACAAUAACAACGUAUUCGUUAAAAACAACAACGUCAUGAUGUUAUCUUGUGCACAAAUCAAUAAGCUGCUUUAUCCAAAUGCGCCGGGCGGACUGACUACCGUAGCCCCUGCAACUUCAAGCGCACCACAAUCGAUGGGCGCACCAUCUAGUGGAGCACCGAGUGAAACACAAAGUGAGAUUUCAUCGGCUGAUAGUGAUUGGAGUGACAUCAGGGCAAUUGCAUUGAAAUUGGGUGUAGCCAAUCCAGAUGACUUGCACACGGAGCGCUUCAAAGUCGAUCGUCAAAAGUUGGAGCAAAUGCUGAAGGAGGAGAGUAUGGUUGAGGGCAUGAAUGGUGCUGAAUAUUUCUUCGAAAGUGUUAUGAAGUCUACUGAGACUUACAUUAGUUGGCCGUGUCGCCUUAAAAUUGGUGCUAAGAGUAAAAAAGAUCCUCAUGUUCGAAUUCUUGGACGUGCCGAGGAGGUGCAAAAGGCCAAAGAGCGUGUUCUUGCCAAUUUGGACUCAAGAGGCACUCGCGUAAUUAUGAAAAUGGAUGUCUCCUACACGGAUCACUCAUAUAUUAUUGGACGUGGUGGCAAUAAUAUAAAACGUAUUAUGGAAGAUACGGCAACCCAUAUACAUUUUCCUGAUUCGAAUCGUUCAAAUCCGACGGAGAAAUCCAAUCAGGUCUCCUUAUGCGGAUCUCUUGAGGGUGUUGAGCGUGCACGCGCUCUGGUUCGUCUCUCAACGCCGUUGCUAAUCUCAUUCGAACUACCCAUCUUAGCUCCAGGGCGUCCACAGCCCGAUCAUGAAACACCUUAUGUAAAGAUGGUCGAAACCAAAUAUAAUGUGCAAGUUAUCUUUUCGUCUCGUCCCAAACUCCAUUCUUCGCUAGUGCUUGUCAAGGGUUCUGAGAAGGAGGCCACCAAAGUGCAGGAUGCAACACAGUUGUUGAUUAAUUUCUCAUGUGAAAACAUAGCUAGCCAAAUUAUGGUUCAGAUGCAGUUGGAGAUAUCGCCACAGCACCAUGAAAUCGUUAAAGGCAAAAAUAACUCAAAUUUGCUGGAAAUAAUGGAGCGUACGAAAACUAAGAUAAUUUUUCCUGAUCUCUCGGACUUGAAUGUUAAACCUCUGAAGAAAUCUCAAGUGACCAUUACUGGAACUAUCGACGGUGUCUAUAAAGCACGUCAACAAUUGCUUGGUAACCUGCCGAUAGCUUUGAUUUUCGAUUUUCCGGACAAUCAAAACAAUGCCUCUGAAAUAAUAGGCCUCAGCACCAAAUAUGGCGUCUACAUUUCACUGCGUCAAAAGCAAAGACAAAGCACUUUGGCCAUUGUUGUGAAGGGUGUCGAGAAAUUUAUUGACAAAAUUUACGAAGCGCGUCAGGAGAUUUUGCACCUCAGCACACCACUUUUACAAGCGACUAUUCCAGAGAGCUACUUCGCGCCGAGAGAUAAGGAGUUGAGUAUUAAUUAUCGCACAAUGCUGACCUCACUGCUGGCUGGCUAUCCCGAUAGCCCAAAGACACCUGGCCUCCUGACGGCCCAACUGCAGAUGUCACCGUAUGGCAUCAAUGGCCACAAUGGCCAAAUGAAUAACAACAAUAAUUUAUUGAUCAACAAUAACAGAAGCGAUAGCAAUAACAACAACAGUAAAUCAUAUCCACCGGGUUUCGGUGUUUGCACGCCAACCAACGUCUGUCCACCCACUCAGAAGUACGUGACCAUGCAUAACAACAGCUUCAGUCGCCAGCAACCGAACCACAACAAUAAUUACAUGCAAGUAACUUCGCCGAAUGCUCCGCCGCAGCGUGCUCAGCAGAUCGCUAUGCAUCAACAACAGCAAAUAUCGCCGCGAAAUAGCUGUCAUAACACCAGCGGCUACCAGAGCUUCAGCAGCAGCACGAAUUCGUUGGAGCAAGUUUACCCACCUUAUGGCGGAGGAACUAAUGGCGGCGGUGGAGGAGCCGGUAAUCGGUUGGUAGCGCCAAACGGUGAGAUGAACUCGCGCGGCCAGUACUCGCCCGACUCGACCUACAGCAGCGAAGCUGGCUGCGGACGUGUCGGUCGACGCUCAAGUGAUGGGGUUCUUCUUGGGCUUGGAGCUUCUGGCCCGCUUGGCGGACCGCUUAUGCCGGGAAGUGCCGAGAGUUAUCGCAAUUUGCAUUACGAUCUGAAGCAAAAUCGCAUUUUCGAUUUCGAUAUGAAGCGCGCCAUGGGCUUCAAGGCUAUGGAACGUCCACCGGUAAGUGGUGAAUUGCGCACGCCAACUCCGAAUUGGGCUGGCAUGGCACUGAGCCGCACUUCGCCGGGCGUUUUAGAGAGUGUCGACGAUAAUUUAUGGCCACGCAACGUACACGGUAUGAACUUCAACGGUGGCGCCGGUGCAAAUGGUGCACCGAUUUCGCCAUAUGCGUUAGGCGUUACUGUGGGCUUGAUGGAUGCUACACCGACCAAUCGCCGACUCAAAUUGGCCCAACACAAGGACAUACAUACACUACUGACAAGCCUUGGCUUGGAGCACUACAUAAAGACAUUCAUUACCAAUGAGAUUGAUCUUGAAAUGUUCACUACGUUGAAUGAGGAGAAUCUACUGGAAUUGGGCAUAACCGCUUUCGGUGCGCGUCGAAAACUGCUCCUGGCCAUUAACACUUUGCAAGCCAACGAUGCCACCAAUGCUGCCAUGCCCGUUAUUUCGACUUCACAAUCAAACAAUUCGUCUCCUCGCUUUUCCGGCUCAGCCGCACCAGGUGCCGAACGACGUCCCUCAAAUCAAUGGUAAGAGCAAAGCUCAUUUGGAAACCAAAACCAUUGAAAUACCAAAACGUGAAGAACGUAUAAACUCCAUAGAAUAUUUGAAUUGGAAGAGCUUGAUGAGUACCUAAGCCUUUCCAUUUCCAAUUAGAAUUAAAUUAUUUAUUACAAUACUUCUUAGAAUAAGUCUGCAUGCUAAUCUGUAAUAUUUUGUAAGCUUCUUUACUUUAAACACCACUAACUCGAACUGCAUUGCCGAUAUCAACCGCGACUUUUUAACAUUUAAACGUCCAACCAACGACAUUAUAGAAAGAGAGAGAGAGAGAGAGAGAGAUAAUAACGGAAUGUGUUAAGCAUAUGAAUACACCGAAAACAUGUAAAAUGGCGCACGAGUGUAAUUGAUUCAGAGGCUGUUCAAUCAAAAACUUAACUGCAGGACAUUUAAGCGUCCUUUCAAAUGAAGAACGUGCAACUGAAAGGAUUCUUCUUGACUUAUACUCGUAUUUGUAGGCAGACCACAUUGAAAGCUACGAAUCAAGUUGCCCAAUCACUCGCCAACGUCCAUUUUGCUGGAAUGUAUGCAGCAGCGCUGUUGUGACGUGUUAAAAGAGGUCUUGUUUUACAACAACAAUUUUAUAUUUAUUACUUUUCUAUUUAUUAACUAAUUGAAUAUUUAUUGCGUAGUUAGUGAAACACAAAUAUCAAAUAUUAUCAUCGUUUAAAAAACCCGAAAAGGAAAUGAAACUAAAAAAAAAAAAUUGUAUUUAUAUUAUAUAAUUUAUUGUUAUGAAAUUAUUUUGCAUGCCGAACUUGUGUGUUGUCUUAGUAUGUAGCUACAAAUCGAAAUUUAUACAAUCGAAAAAGAAAACGAAAACAACAAAAACAAAAACAAAAAAAGAAAAAAUCGAAAAUAAUAUGAUGUAACAAAAUGAAUUGAAAUUAGUGUAAGUGAAAUUUGGUGUGAAAUGUUUGCAUGGAAAUAGGAAAACUUAUUGAGAAUUUAUGCAAAUUAAAAAAAAAGAAAAUUCCAAAAUGAUAAACCAAAAAUACGAAAAAAAUACUUUUUCUCAAAGAUAUUUCAAAAAUAAAUUGUAAUGAAAGUAAAUAUGAAAAGCAUAGCUUUUUCCGUAACUAAAUAAAUGAAUAAUACAGCCGCAUUAGAA
Zeugodacus cucurbitae (melon fly) is the source of this 4439-nucleotide messenger RNA. It is a transcript of the gene BicC, whose product is annotated as protein bicaudal C. Gene Ontology annotation, cellular component: cytoplasm. The record is from RefSeq and is a predicted model, not a curated record. The transcript has 13 exons. The coding region runs from base 578 to 3304 and encodes 908 amino acids. Gene Ontology annotation, molecular function: protein binding; RNA binding. Lineage: Eukaryota; Metazoa; Arthropoda; Insecta; Diptera; Tephritidae.